This is a messenger RNA of Salvia hispanica, 1526 nucleotides long. Its product is annotated as Late embryogenesis abundant protein, group 2. The record is from RefSeq and is a predicted model, not a curated record. Gene Ontology annotation, cellular component: cytosol. NCBI's taxonomy places the organism in Eukaryota, Viridiplantae, Streptophyta, Magnoliopsida, Lamiales, Lamiaceae. Gene Ontology annotation, biological process: response to desiccation.
AAACCAAGUAAAGAUCCACGUGUACAUUAAAAGCCAAUCCUCUCUCCUGUAUUAUAAUCAUUACAUUGGGUCAUAAAUAUUACACUUAUAAACUAACGAGAUUUUAUCAAGAAAGAUCUCGUUCUUGGACAUUACUUGCUCACUUCACUUUGCAGAUAUGUCGUCUUACGAUAAGUCAGAUGUGGCCGAAAGGGAAGUGAAGGACAGAGGGGAGAAAGAAGAGAAUAAAGAUGAGGAGAAGGGUGGCUUUUUGGACAAGGUUAAAGGUUUCAUCCACGACAUUGGUGAGAAAAUUGAGGGAACAAUCGGAUUUGGGAAGCCAACUGCAGAUGUUACUGAGAUCCACAUCCCUCAUAUCAGUAUGGAGAAGGCCGAGAUAGUUGUGGAUGUCCUAGUCACGAACCCGAAUCCUGUUCCAAUCCCCCUCAUCGACAUAAACUAUUUGGUCGAGAGCGAUGGGAGGAAGCUGGUCUCUGGGUUGAUUCCCGAUGCGGGGACAAUCCACGCACAUGGCUCCGAGACUGUCAAGCUGCCACUUUGUCUUAUAUACGAUGAUAUCAAGAGUACGUACGAUGAUAUCCAACCCGGGAGUGUGAUUCCUUACAGAGUUAAGGUCGACCUCAUUGUGGAUGUGCCUGUGUUUGGCAGGCUUACUUUUCCCCUCGAGAAGACCGGGGAGAUCCCCAUUCCUUACAAACCAGAGAUUGAUCUCGACAAGAUUAAUUUCGAUAAAUUCUCUUUCGAAGAAACCAGUGCCACGCUUCAUUUGAAGCUGGGAAACCAGAACGACUUCGACCUAUGCCUUAAUGAUAUUGACUUUGAGAUUUGGCUAUGCGAUGUGAGCAUUGGCAGCGCUGAUCUCAACAAGCCUACUAAUAUCGAGAAGAAGGGGACGGGCUUCAUUGAUGUUCCCAUCACGUUUAGGCCCAAGGACUGUGGCUCUGCCCUUUGGGAUAUGAUACGAGGAAGGGGGACAGGCUACGCCAUAAAAGGAAACAUCAAUGUGGACACGCCUUUUGGGCCUAUGAAGCUUCCGAUUACUAAGGAGGGUGGCGAAACUCGUCUCAAGAAGAACAAGGAAGAUGGAGGCGAUGAUGAUGAUGAUGAGGUAUGCUUAUAAUGUUGUGCUGAUUUAGAUUAUUUUCUUAGCUGAUAUUCAUCACUCAUAAUACUUGUAUUUGCUGUGUGUUUUGAACAAUGUGGAGUUAUCUAGGAACCCUUCUACCCUGUUAGGAAAUAAAGUGAUCACAAACAUAAACGAAUAAACACAUCAAUUGUUUACCUAGUUCGAUACGAUGCAUAUCUAUAUAUUGGAAAAAUAGGCGACAGUGAUCAUAGUAACAAUAGGAAACGUGGUGGGCCUAAAAUACGUGUACGAAGGCCCACAAACGUGUUGGGCCUAGAAUACAUUCGAGAUCGUGGACUGAUUUACUUCAUUUUUGGUUUCCAGGAAUGAAAAUGAGGAGAUGGCAAUUGAGGAGUUGAAGCUCAGCAAAGAUUGUGUGUGGAAGUUUUCUUGUUCAAAA